CUCUUAUUGACAAAUACAUGUGUUUCUAGGAAGUCAGUAUUUUCCAAUCCAAAGACCAACCCCCACAGGGAUUGCCAACAUAUGGGUACUUUAGUAUUUUCAGUUCAACAGUAAGAUUGUCUUUUAUUUUUAUUUCGAGUUUUAUACUAUUUGGGCACAAAACUAAAAAGUUCAUCCAUCUGGGCUUAUUACGAAUUUCAUCAAGCAUCUGCGAACUCAAACGCAAACGCAAACGCACUACGAACAUGGAACAAGAAGCGGCGGAGACACUGGUUCAGGCGGCGAGCUCCGAUGGGUCGAACCCGAAGGGGCCAGACGAGUCGGAGGCUGUGAACCGGGCAAGGAAAUUGCUGUUUCGGCGGAUGCUAGUGGGGAUAAGAGAUGGGCGGUUUUUCUUGGGAAAUUUUCACUGCAUUGACAAACAAGGAAACAUUAUUCUUCAAGAUGCAGUGGAGUAUCGUAGCACGCGGCGGUCUUCGCCUUCUCCGAUGGAGCAGCGGUUCCUCGGUCUCAUUCUUAUCCCUUCUUCUUGCCGUGUCUCUUGUCAUGUUGGUUGCUCUGUUGAAGAACAAUUGUCUCUGCUUUCAUUCUAGGAAGAUAACAAGACAUAUUAGGGUCCUGUUGCUGUUGGGAUAUCUAGAACAAGUGUUUGAUACUCAUGUAUGUUUGAUUUUAUGAAUAAUAUUAAAGCUGUUUUGCAAUCCUAUGUUGUUUUUAGCUUUCAUACAAGCUUCAUUCAUGUCAGAUUGUUUGUGAGCAUUGUGUGGCUACCCAUGAAUUCGAUGUUUCUUUCGUAGAUGUUCGUGCAUCUAAGAA
Molecule: messenger RNA, 816 nt
Organism: Prunus avium (sweet cherry)
Lineage: Eukaryota; Viridiplantae; Streptophyta; Magnoliopsida; Rosales; Rosaceae
Product: Small nuclear ribonucleoprotein family protein
Cellular component (GO): NatC complex
Source: RefSeq, a predicted model, not a curated record